AUUUCAAUAAUAGCACUAAAAAAAAAAGAAAUCUAAGUUUUUGAACAUUUCCCUUAUGCCCGUUUGCACCGUAAUACAUAAGCAUUGCUUAAAGGCUAAGUAAUGCUUAAGUAGUGAACUUGCGUUGCACCGUCAAGUAACCCGUUCUCAAAAUCAAUAAGACGUUCUCAAAUAUAAGUAUUUGAAAUCCAGUGCUUAAGUUGUUCUCAAGUGCAUACGUCAAAUAGACAUAACCGCACAUAACUUAUACGUUAAAAAAAGUAAUAAAAUAAAAUAAUGGAUCUGCAAAUUUAGAUGUUUUGGAAAUAAUUGAUUUUGGUUUUCCAAAAUUAAUAUACACAAGAUCCAAUUAUUUCCACGAAAUGGACGAAUAUAAUUUUUUUAUAAGAUUUCGUCUAACAAAACAAAGUUGUUUGUAUGUUCUACGACAAAUACAAGAAAUUAUAGAAUUUCCGUCUAAUAAGUAAGUAGUAUACAUUAUUUUAAAUUAUACUUUUAUAGGCUGAAUUUAGAUUAUUUUAAUACUACUUAUUUUGUACAGAAACAACUGUGUGUCUCCAAUGAACCAGUUGCUAACAACCCUUAGAUUUUACGCUUCUGCUAGCCAUUUAACUAUUGUAGCUGAUUUUACCGGGAUGCAUACUUCAACAGCUAGUAGAAUUAUAUCGCGGGUAUCGCGUGCAAUUGCUAUGCUGAGACCGCAAUACAUAAAAAUGCCAAGUAAUACCGAAGAAAUUCUAGCACUACAAAACCAGUUUUAUGGAAUAGCUGCAUUUCCCAGGAUUAUAGGUGCCAUUGAUUGCACGCACAUAAAAAUUCAGUCUCCUGGUGGCGAAGAUGCAAAAGUGAAAACUGCAGAAACUUUUCUGUUAAUGUACAAGUUAUUGUAAAUGCAAAUUUGGAAGCCAUGGAUAUUGUGGCAAGAUGGCCAGGAUCUGUUCACGAUUCAACUAUAUUUAAUAAUAGUCGGAUUAGAGCACGGUUAGAAAACGGAGAUUUCCAAAAUGGCAUAUUAUUAGGCGACAGCGGAUAUCCUCUGCGAGAGUAUUUUCUAACUCCAUUGGCAGAGUGUAGAACAAGACCAGAAGAACUGUAUAAUGAAGCUCAUAUAAGAACUCGAAAUACAGUGGAACGGUUCUUUGGAAAUUGGAAACGUCGAUUUCCUGUCCUUGCAUAUGGCCUACGUUUGAAAAUUUCCACUGUGAUGGAGGUUAUUGUAGCAACGGCAGUUCUACAAAAUAUUACCAGAACAGUUAUGGCCGAAGAAAAUGUUGCUGUUUUGCCACAUGACAUUAAUGAAGCAGAUUUAAAUGUUCAAAUUGAGGCUGGCCGUGUGGAGAUGAAUAAUAUCGGCAAUAAUGGGAUACAUUAUUUAAGAGAUAAUUUAAUAAAUAACUACUUUAAUGAUUUAUAAAACAAUUUAUUAUAAAAAUAACUAUUUUUCAU
Messenger RNA from Onthophagus taurus, 1446 nucleotides. NCBI's taxonomy places the organism in Eukaryota, Metazoa, Arthropoda, Insecta, Coleoptera, Scarabaeidae. The record is from RefSeq and is a predicted model, not a curated record.